AAUACACGUAUUUAUUGGUAUUUAGCAACGCAUCCAACUGUGAAUUUCCGAUCUAUAGUGGUGUAAUAUUUUGCAUCUUUUACGCCCUUGGGAUGGCGAUUUACAACUCAUACACCAUUUAUAAAUCCCAGAAGGACUCAUCCAUUGUGUCCAAGAUGUGGGUGGUCCCAUUUAUAAUGCUUAACUCAUUGGUAACAGUUAUUAUGCUUGUCGCCUCCUGCAUGAUCAGUGUUGGUUUUAAAGAAAUUUGUGACUCAAUGACGAAAGGAAAAUACAAGUACUAUCCCAGUUGUAUAGAGGCAGAAAACCAGAAGCUUGAGUCGCCGAUAACAAAAGAAAUAAGUUCUACAGGGCGCUUCUAUACCUUGAUAAAUGUUUCUCAGCUGAGGAUUAAAAGGAGGGGGUGCAUUCAAGUCCAGUCUACUUAAAAUAAUUUUGUAUAACAUGAAAAACCAC
This is a messenger RNA of Saccostrea echinata, 456 nucleotides long. RefSeq lists its product as uncharacterized. The transcript is spliced from 4 exons. The coding region runs from base 93 to 428 and encodes 111 amino acids. Lineage: Eukaryota; Metazoa; Mollusca; Bivalvia; Ostreida; Ostreidae. The record is from RefSeq and is a predicted model, not a curated record.